Saccharomycodes ludwigii is the source of this 789-nucleotide messenger RNA. RefSeq lists its product as uncharacterized. The record is from RefSeq and is a predicted model, not a curated record. The coding region runs from base 1 to 789 and encodes 262 amino acids. The transcript has a single exon. NCBI's taxonomy places the organism in Eukaryota, Fungi, Ascomycota, Saccharomycetes, Saccharomycodales, Saccharomycodaceae.
AUGUUCCCAUUAGAUCAAAAAAAGUGUAUUAAAGACAAACAAAAAAGCACAAACCUAUUAUUAUCAAUUAAAAAUAGUUUGAAACCUAAUGAAUUGCACAAGCAUAAAAAACAAAUUGUUAAAUCCUCCAUUAAUUCAAAGCCACAGAAUAAUCAUUCUAGUACCAAUAAUAUUGAUGUAGUUCCUACUGAAGUCCAUGAUCUUCAAUCCACCAAUCCAAGAGCUCUAAAAAAACAAGAUUGCGAUAAAGAACUUGCUGAGCAAUGCAAUUAUUACAUAGACAACUUUGAAACUAGAAAGAAUUAUUCAUCGGAGAAUGGAUUUCAAGAUCCAGGCAGAUCUUUUACCUACAAUGAAAGUAAAAGUUCUGUAUUAAUACAAAAUUACGAUUACCUGGAUACUUGUAAUCAAAAGUUGAUCAUAGAUACCACACCUAGUAACAAUAAUGAUGAUGAUACUAGUGUCAGCAAUAUUAGUAGCAGAGGUCUUGAAAGUGAUAGUACAAGUAGUGCACUUGUUUCUGUAUUUAUCGAUCAGGAUUCUCAAUUACAAGAAUCCGCUGACGACAUAGCCACUUUGGUUUAUAGGUUAAAGUAUCCUAAAAAGUUUGAUAAAUCUUCCAAGAAAAGUAAAGAAUCAAAGUCAGAAAAAUUAUUAUUUUAUAUCAACGAUAUCGUCUCAAAGCUAUCUGAAAAAUUGAACAGUUUUCUUAUUUUAAGCUUUAUAUGGUUAACUGUCAAAUUUCCGGUAUUUAAUAGUGUUUUCAAGUAUGUAUCAGAUACGUUCUAA